GCAUUACUACGCUGAGUGAUCGUUUCACAACAGCAGGAAGAAGCGGCAGAUGUUUACAUGCCUCUCUAUAGUGGCCAGCGUUUCAGUUGUAUUGUUUCUACACGAGAGCAGCCUAUCCUUCAUGCACGCCCACUGUCUGUUACACAAACUUAUAUUAUGAUUUCAAGAUCACUCCGGUCUUGAAGUCCAUCGAGACGUCUCUUUACACAACAUCGAACAGCGCUUCGACCUGUCAAUUCAGGAUGUGGAUUCCUAUGCUGAGUUUGACUGCCCUUCCACACCUUGGUAUAUUUGGAGGUUUCAUCACACGGAAGGAGGUGAAGACCUGGUACACCACGCUCAACAAGCCCUCAUGGAGGCCACCUAACGCUGCCUUCCCAAUAGUGUGGACCACUCUCUACACUGGCAUGGGCUACGGUUCAUACCUUGUGUGGAAAGAGCUUGGAGGCUUCACCCAGGAUUCACUGGUACCACUGGGGCUCUAUGGGAUGCAGUUGGCGCUUAAUUGGGCCUGGACACCCAUCUUCUUUGGCGCUCACAACAUUAAACUGGCAAUGAUAGAGAUAGUGAUGCUGACUGGCACAGUGGCAGCCACAAUGGUGUCUUGGUAUCCCAUCAGCCGCACUGCAACACUUCUCAUGGUACCAUACUUGGCCUGGCUCUGCCUAGCUACCAGCCUCAACUACUGCAUUUGGAGAGACAAUCCAGAUCCCAAAAAAGAUGACUAAGAGUCCAAUAAAACAAACACUAUUCUAUUUAACACUGACUAGAACAAAAAAGCAACCGUGUUUUUUUUUUUUUUGCUUGUUGGCCAUUUUGAAGUAUAAUAAUGAAGAAUUUAGUUUAUUUUUUAUCUUCUCUUUAAAUUUUGUAAUAUCAGAAAAAUUCACAUUGUGUCUUAAUUAUAAAAGAAGGAAAGGCAAUAAAAUGAGAAUGUUCUAAUGCUUCCAUUAUAUAUUCUCAGUCCAUCAGAUCACUUAAGUUCAGCAUUUUACACAGAUCACUUUUGAUCUUGUUCACUUGCUUCCUUGCCUAUUUUUUACUAAUAAAAAUGUUUUCAUGACUUGAGGUUUCUUGGAAGGAAAUUAGUUAAAACAUUGUACAUGGAUUGUUUUUCAAACACCAAGCUCUGGCCUUAAAUCUGUGUGGCUUUGCAAGGGUGGUGGUUUGGCAAAGUUUUUAUCAUCUAGCUAUCUUUUGUGAACAUAUUGUAUGUCAUGGCACAGACCAUAUUAUCAAUAUCUGCCAGGAAAUUCCCCAGUGUGCAUUAGCUUUAUGUUAUAUCACUUUUCUGUGCAACUUUAUAUUACUCAACUGCACUUCAGCAGUUUAUUCCAU
Molecule: messenger RNA, 1338 nt
Organism: Sinocyclocheilus grahami
Lineage: Eukaryota; Metazoa; Chordata; Actinopteri; Cypriniformes; Cyprinidae
Product: translocator protein-like
Exons: 4
Coding region: 243-728 (161 amino acids)
Cellular component (GO): mitochondrial outer membrane
Source: RefSeq, a predicted model, not a curated record